Orbilia oligospora ATCC 24927 is the source of this 837-nucleotide messenger RNA. RefSeq lists its product as uncharacterized. Lineage: Eukaryota; Fungi; Ascomycota; Orbiliomycetes; Orbiliales; Orbiliaceae. The coding region runs from base 1 to 837 and encodes 278 amino acids. The record is from RefSeq and is a predicted model, not a curated record. The transcript has a single exon.
AUGAAAUCCUCGGUUUUCGUCCUGGCCAUCCAUGCCAUCUUAGUCGCCUCACAAGCCGACCCCGCCGCUUGGGCCAAAUAUGACCACUGCCCAACCACCCCCUCAGCAGGUUGUGCAUACAUAUGUAUCUCAGUGGGCAACGAUCCGUUCUGCGCAGCCAACGACCCGCUCACACCCCGCGUCUACUGUAAUGCAUGUCCGACCACAGGCGAUUCGUGUCCUGCGAUAUUCGAUAGGGAUUGCAGUUACCUCUGCGCAGACGGCAGUUAUCCCGACAUGAGGAGGUGUACGAGGGAGUUACCUGCGGGAGCGCAGAAUGUGCUUUGUGCUGGAUGUGCCGGAGCACCUGGGGUUGGGGGUUAUGGUACUACUGCUACUGGUACCAAAACGGUUACGGUUACGGCUACGACUAUUAGUACUUAUGUCAGUAAGGAUGUUAGUACUGUACAUGUUGUCAGCAAGGAUGUUAGUACUGUACAUGUUAUCAGUAAGGAGGUCAGUACUGUUACUGCGACUGUUUCUGGGGCUGGCAGUGGUGGUGGUGGUGGUUUAGAUUAUACGGCUUCGACUACGCAUACUGGUGCUCCCUCUGCGACGACGUCUGGGAUAUAUGAGACUACGAUUUCGACCGCUACGAUUCCAACGCUCUCUGUUCCGCCGGUGCUGCCGACUUAUAGUCCAUCUGGAAAUGGGACGAGUGGGAAUGGAACUGCAACGAUCGGAUUACCGCAUCCAACCUACAUUUCGGGGAGUUCAAGGAUGAUUAUCAAUUUUGGAGCAAGCACAAUUAUAGGGUUUCUUGGGCUUUUGGGGAUCAUUUCUGGGUGGUAUAUAUAA